GCGAUAAAGCCUCACGCGUUGCCUGGCAACAGUGAAGAGCGUACCGAAGGAGUUAGCUUAGCCACCAAAGAUUUGGACAUCGCUACUCUUCUCUAUUUCGAGCACACCUGAAAGUUUACAGGACAAGUGAUAAUGGCAAGUCAGAGACCACCGUCUGGCCGGCCUAUGAGCCGUGGGUCAUUAGUCGCAGGAACUGGAAGACCGCCAACUGCCAUCAGACCUCCACAGACAGCAGUCAGACUGGGAACUGGGAUGGUGCCUGGGACUGGUCGUCCAGGGACACGGGGUGGACCAAUAGCUACCCCUGGUGUGUUGUCAGCUCAGAUAAAAGUGACCGAUCGUCCUGUCACUCAGCAGGGUCUCAGUGGCAUGAAGACAGGCGGGAAAGGACCCCAGAGGCAAAUCCUGGAUAAGUCGUACUACCUUGGAUUACUCAGAGGUAAAAUAAAUGAACUUACAGCAGAGACCAGCAAGUUACAGAAGGAAAUCGACAUGUUCAACCAGGAGAACUCUGUCUACCUAUCCUAUGAAAAAAGAGCAGAAGGCCUUGCUGGUGAAAUAAAGGAUCUUCAGGGGCAACUGGCUGACUACAACAUGCUGGUUGACAAACUGAACACCAAUACUGAAAUGGAUGAAGUAAUGAACGACUUCAAUAUGCUGAAGGCACAAAACGACAGAGAAGCACAAAGCAUGGACGUCAUAUUUACAGAAAGGAGACAGAAGGAGGACAUGAUCCAGGCCGUGGAGGAGGAGAUUGAGCGAGAGAAACAGGCAGCAGAUGACAUUGUAAAAAAGAUGUCCCCAGAGAAACAAGCCAAGUAUGCGGAGAUGAAAGCAACCAACGAGGAGCUGCUACAGGAACUGGACGCUCGUCAAGAGGAGCUGGACACCCUGAUGACCAGGAAGGAGACUUUUGAGGCUGACCUGAUGCACUCUCAGGUGAAGCAGGAGGCCGUGUUAUUGUAUGAGCGGCUGCAGGAGCUGGAGCAGCGCAGAGACACCAUGUUGGCUGAGGAGAAAAGCACUGGAUCCCCUCAGGAAGAAAGAGAACGCCUGCUGAAACAGGUGAAAGAAGACAAUCAAGAAAUAGCCAGCAUGGAGAGACAGCUGACUGAAACGCGGGACAAAUUAAAUCAGCUCACUGAGGAGUUGCGACAACUCGCCAUGGACAUGGAGGACCACCAAGACGGUGAAAGAACCCAGAAAUACAAGGAGCUGCAGAAGAAGGAGGAGGAAAUAGACGCUUACCUGGAAACAUUUGAUGACAGUAAAGCCCAGGAGUUGGAGCACAUUCGGGAGGCUCAGGCCAGCAUUGUUUCUCUGCUUGACCACUCUAGCAGGAUGAUGAACCGCUUGAAUUUGCUGUCCUCGGUCAGUCCUCAUGAGCUCAAGUCCAUGCAGGAGGACCUCAGCUUUAAAGAGACAGAGAUGCAGAAAUCCCAAAGUACAGCCAAGGGGCUGUCCUCAGAGAGUGAGCGUCUGCAGCAGGACCUGCUAAAGGUGGAGCAGUUGGAAGGGAAGGUGAUGGCCGAAAUGAACUCUCUGAAGGAAAAGAUCCAGCAGAUGAGCGAAGGCUUAAAGACCUACAGGGACCUGGAUGCUCUGAAAGCUGCUGGGGAGCAGAAAAAGAUGAGGCUGCAAGAGGACAAAGUGUCUCUAACAGAGAGGAGAGACACCUUCAAGAAGAUCAUGCAGAGGAUGAACCAAGAACACGAUGCUCUGGCAGCGCAGUUACAAGAGAAUGAGACACAUGCGCAGCUGACAAAUCUGGAAAGAAAGUGGCAGCAUCAUGAGCAGAACAACUUCGUUAUGAAAGAGUUCAUCGCCUCUAAGGGCAUGGAGAGCGAUUACCGGCCCGUGAUGAAGAAUGUCACUAAGCAGCUGGCCGAGUACAAUAAGAUACUCGUCGAUGCGCUACAGGGUCCCAGAAACUGACCGCUACUUCCUGUCUCCUGAGGCCCGCCGCAAAGGCUCCACAGUCCAUCACUGACUCACUUCCUGCUCAGGAGCGCUGCCCUACUCAACAUUCCACAGGCUCGCUGCACGUGCCGCAGAGAUUAGACGUGACCCUCGUGGGCGAAGUGCGCUCUGUCGUUCUGGUGUGAAAGUGUAAUGAGGAACUCGUAGCAGAGGUAUGGAGAUGGUCCAGAAUUGUACCUGCAUGUUUAAAUGAGCAUAAAAGAAUAUGUCUAUUAAUAAACGUAACAUUCUCUUUAA
Molecule: messenger RNA, 2217 nt
Organism: Pygocentrus nattereri (red-bellied piranha)
Lineage: Eukaryota; Metazoa; Chordata; Actinopteri; Characiformes; Serrasalmidae
Gene: ift74
Product: intraflagellar transport 74
Exons: 21
Coding region: 133-1935 (600 amino acids)
Biological process (GO): cilium assembly; intraciliary transport involved in cilium assembly
Cellular component (GO): cilium; centrosome; intraciliary transport particle B
Molecular function (GO): beta-tubulin binding
Source: RefSeq, a predicted model, not a curated record